This is a messenger RNA of Xiphophorus maculatus (southern platyfish), 2002 nucleotides long. It is a transcript of the gene vps72a, whose product is annotated as vacuolar protein sorting 72 homolog. Lineage: Eukaryota; Metazoa; Chordata; Actinopteri; Cyprinodontiformes; Poeciliidae. The transcript is spliced from 6 exons. The record is from RefSeq and is a predicted model, not a curated record. Gene Ontology annotation, cellular component: nucleus. Bases 233 to 1336 code for a protein of 367 amino acids. Gene Ontology annotation, biological process: chromatin remodeling; regulation of DNA-templated transcription. Gene Ontology annotation, molecular function: ATP-dependent H2AZ histone chaperone activity.
GUAAAACUUUUCUGCUGCUACGGUUGGGGUUAGCAGUUAGCACCCUGUUCGAUAGAGUUUUUCUAAUGAAUAAAUCGUGAUUUGCCUAUUUGGUGAGAUGGACGUAGGGUGGUAGUGUAUUAUAAAAUAAACAUGGUAACAAAAAUAUUAAUUUAGUUUAUGAAAGCAAAACGAGCACACAUUAAGGAGCAGCACAAACAGAAGCUAAGGUCGGCUAGCAUUGCUCGGAGCUAUGAGCCUGGCAGUUGGACGCGAACCGAGGAAGACUGCGGGGAACCGCAUGUCCAAACUUCUGGACGCUGAAGAAGAGGAUGAGUUCUACAAAACGACAUACGGAGGCUUCAACGAUGAAUCGGGAGAUGAUGAAUAUCACGGAGAGCACUCGGACACAGAGGACGAGGUGGACAGCGACUUCGAUAUCGACGAGGGCGAGGAGCCUGACAGCGACCAGGAGGAAGAUGCUCCUCGGAGGAAGAGUCGGGUUGUCACAAAAGCUUAUAAGGAGCCUAUAAAGGUGGCAAAACCCAAACCUAAAAAACCCAACGAGGAGCAGAAGAGGACAGAGAAAACCAAGGUGGAGCUCAAAAGGAGGAUUCCUCAAGAAUUUCACGAUUUUGCUGAAUCUCGGAAGUCUGUGCGACAGUCCACCAGUGAACACACCAGGAAGACCAACCUUCGCCUACAGGAGCGUCAGGAUGCUCCUAGGAGACGGAGAGGGGCUCACCGGGACCGACCUUUGACCCAGGAGGAGCUGCUGGCUGAGGCUAAAAUCACAGCUGAGGUCAACAUUCGGUCUCUGGAGAACUACGAGCGUCUGGAAGCAGACAAGAAGAAACAGGUCCAUAAGAAGCGUCGCUUCGAGGGGCCGACCAUCCGCUACCAAUCGGUCCUGAUGCCCCUGGUCUCUCACUCGCUCCUUAAAGAAGAAAAUGUCGACGUGGAGGGGCUGGAUCAGGAUGUCUCUCAGACGGCACCGCAGAUUCCCACCACGCCGUCCCAGCAGCCCACUGGAGGACUGUGCUCCCGGACUUACAUAACGUUCAGCGACGACGAAGCCUUCGAGGCGACCUUCCCUCCCGCCGCUCAGCCUGGCCGUCAGAUUCCCGUUCAGGAGAUCUGCCCCGUCACGCACAAGGCGGCGCUGUACCGGGACCCGGUCACGGACAUUCCCUACGCCAACGCGCGAGCCUUCCGCAUCAUCCGAGAGGCGUACCGCAAAUACGUGGCGGCUCACGGGUUUCCGAGCAGCUCAGCGGGAAGCGCGGGAGGCGACUCCUCUUCCAUGAAGGGAAUCCGUCAGAAAAUGGUCGUCAAGCAAAGUGGAUUUACCACAUAGAGUAAUUGUUUUACUUUCAGUUGGUUUAAGGUUUGUUUUCUAUUUGGAAGUCAGCGGAUGUUUUGUGUCUGAGCAGAAUUUAAACUUGUCUACACACGAUGGGAUGCGCUGCCUGGAUCGAAGCGCGACUUUGACUCAAUAAAGUUGUUGCUUUUUUCUCCACUCUGCAAGAGUUACCUUAACGGGUCUCUGUGGGAAAAGUACAUUUCAUUGAUAUUAUUCAGGGACGAGCGGCUAAGAACAGCGCAGGGUACCAACAGAGUUUGGAAAAGUCUGGAAUUUUAUUGAAUUGUUUUCAACCUUUAGAUAUGUAUGAAAAAAUACAUGUACUUCCAGACUUUAUUCCCUAUUCUGUGUAUUUCAUUCUAGCUUUGUGUCUUUCUUGUUUGCUCAUCUCCAUCGUUUCUUAUUUGUGUUCUUCCUUGCAUCUCUUUUCUUCUUGCAUUCCUUGUAUCUUUCUUAUUUCCUUCCUUGCUGCCUUUGGAAAGCUCAGUCUGGAAAAGUCUAGAAUUUUUACAAGAAAAUGUGAUUUCAGUUUGUUUUCAUAAAUUUCAAUUUCAUUUGUCUGUUCGACUUAAAAUUUCACCUUUUUUUUUUUUACAUGUAACUGUUUUGUACCUUCUAUAAGUGGGAUAACUGAGAAAUAAUAAAUAGUUGAAACUGUGA